GUGUCAAACAUGCAUGUUUGUUUUAGUAGUCUCUGAAAAACUGUGUUGACCAGUAGUGAAGAAACAGCCACUGACAGGAUUGCAUUUUUCUUUGCCUUGGCGAUAUUCAUCCCUAUUUCAAAGUACUCUCAUACUUAAAGGGGCUCUUUGGGGCCACUUUCAACAAGGUGCUCAUCAUAUCUUCCUACCCAAGAGAAACCAUGCAAGUCACUGUGGCAGCCCCACUUUGCUUCCCUCCACAUCCUGCUCUCUUCCUCCUGACCUGUCUCCUGUGGGUGUUCCCAACUCAGAGCCACUCUGGCAACAUCCUGGUGUACCCUGUGGACGGCAGCCAUUGGCUCAACAUGGACAUCCUCCUGCGAGAGCUGCACCAGCGGGGGCACUCUUUAACGGUGGUCCGCUCGUCCACCAGCUGGUACGUCCCUGAACACGCCCCCCACUACUCCUCCGUCACAGUGCCGGUGCCCGGGGCCAGCAGCCUGGAGGACCCACAGUACAUGGCACACUUCCUGAAGAGGAGCCUGGAGAUAUGGACACGAGAGCGCUCUGUUUUGUCCUUCAUUGAGCUACAGAAAGAGACAAUUAAUUUGCUGGAGGAGGCCCAUCGCGGCAGUGCUGAAAUGGCCCUCUUAGCCAUGGAGGACAAACAAUUAAUGGAGAAGCUGAAGGCAGCCAACUUUGAUUUAAUGUUGACUGAUCCUGGAUUUGCAGGAGGAGUUGUAUUAGGGAAUUACUUGGGUCUUCCUAUUGUGCUUAACGUUCGUUGGAUCACUAAUGCAGAGGGACACUUUGCAAUUGCACCUUCGCCCCUUUCUUACAUACCAACUAUCGGGUCACUGGUCACAGAUAAAAUGAGCUUUGCCAACAAACUGAAAAACUUCUUGCAUUAUGGAAUUGCUCUUUAUAUUGAUUAUGGCAUAACAAGACCCUUAUACCAGGGUGUGAUCAACAAAUUCAUCGAUCCAAACACCAACAUCUAUUCUCUCAUUCAAGGGGCUGACCUAUGGCUGAUGAGAGUGGACUUUGUGUUCGAGUUCCCACGCCCCACCAUGCCCAACGUGGUCUACAUGGGGGGCUUCCAGUGUAAGCCUUCUAAGCCUUUGCCCGCAGAGUUAGAGGCAUUUAUGCAGAGCUCGGGGGAACAUGGGGUCGUGGUCAUGUCUUUGGGGAGUCUGCUGGGUAGCCUCCUACCGGAGAUCUCAGAGGUCAUUGCUGCUGCCUUCACCCUCCUGCCUCAGAAGGUGGUGUGGAGACACACGGGAGAGAAGCCCUCUACUCUAGGCAACAACACACUGUUGGCGAACUGGCUGCCUCAGAACGACCUACUGGGCCAUCCCAAAACAAGAGCCUUUGUGACACAUGGGGGUACCAAUGGGAUCUAUGAGGCCAUCUACCAUGGGGUUCCCAUGUUAGGCCUUCCUCUCAUCUUUGACCAGUUUGACAACAUGCUGCGUCUACAGGCCAGGGGUGUGGCUAAGGUUCUCGAGGUGACGGCCCUAAAGGUGGAACCUAUGACACAGGCACUGACAGACAUCAUGGACAACAGGAAGCACUAUAGAGACAAUAUGCGCAGGAUGUCAAAGCUCCACCAUGAUACACCUCUCAAACCAAUGGACAACGCCAUCUUCUGGCUAGAAUUUGCCAUGAGACACAAGGGUACAGCACACUUGCGCACUGAGUCCUACAAGAUGCCCUGGUAUGCUUACCACAAUGUGGAUGUGCUGGUACUUCUCCUGACUGUUGUAGUCUCUGUUGUGUUACUAACGCUAAUGACUUGCAAGGUUUUAGGCAGGGCUCUUUGCCGAAAGAAAAAGGAAAAACUGCAAUAAUUUCUGAAGAAUUUGUUUUACAUUCUACAGUACAUUCAAAUUAUCUGGUGCAAUUGAAAUCCAUUACAAGACAAAUGGGCAUGAAACUUGGUCAAAAUCAGACUAUAGAUGAUUAAUCAAUCCCUUUUUCUUGUAAUAAAAUAAAAACAGCAGUUUAGCAAAUGUUAAAUCAAUGCAAUCUUGUUAAUGUCACAAUAUUGCUAAUACAACAUUUUUAUAGAUUUUUAAAUAACAGUUUUUUUUUUACAGACAUUAAAAUGUACCCAUCACCUAUAACCAUGUUCAUAUUCACAUAAUACCACAAUCUCUUUCUUGGUCAACACACAAUAAUUACAAAAUAAAUUGGUCGACACAACAAUGUGA
Messenger RNA from Salvelinus fontinalis (brook trout), 2192 nucleotides. RefSeq names its product UDP-glucuronosyltransferase 2A1-like. The transcript has 2 exons. NCBI's taxonomy places the organism in Eukaryota, Metazoa, Chordata, Actinopteri, Salmoniformes, Salmonidae. Bases 201 to 1829 code for a protein of 542 amino acids. Gene Ontology annotation, molecular function: UDP-glycosyltransferase activity. The record is from RefSeq and is a predicted model, not a curated record.